GGACUCGUCAACCAGAUUCAUGACCACGGACAUCCAGAACCUCAAGUCCUUCGACCCGUUCGCGGAGGCCGAAGACUCAGUCGGCGACGUCAAGACAACUAGUCAGAAUUACAUUCACAUCCGUAUCCAGCAGCGCAAUGGCCGCAAGACGUUGACCACGGUCCAAGGCCUGCCUAAGAAAUUCGACCAAAAGAAGAUCCUCAAGGUGAUCAAGAAGAAGUUCGCCUGCAAUGGCACCGUCGUCACCGACAGCGAGAUGGGCGAGGUGAUCCAGCUGCAGGGCGACCAGCGCAAGGAUGUCCAAGAGUUCCUCACCGACAAGAAGGAGGGGCUGGGCCUCGAUGCCAAAACCAUAAAGGUCCACGGUUUCUAAGAAGCCUCUGCCGACGCGCGCAGCAUCCCCGCCGUCACCGUUGCCGCUCAAAACAACAGGGCUUUGACCCCGAUAACGAUAUUGAGGCGGCUGGUCACAAGGCUGGAGGCACAGUCAGCCGCGGGGUUGAUCAUGCGGCGCCGCGCCGGUAGAUACCCAUUUUGUACGACUCUUUCCUCACGACUUAGGCUCUGCUUUGGGAAUGCGACGGAAGGAGGACACGUAUUUCUCUCGAGUCAUGUUUUUUUCACUCGGAAUAUGACUUAUGGUUUGCAAAUGGCGGGCUUGUGUAGAGCAGCCGCCUGCCCCUGGGGGCCAGCCUUCUCGAUAAUCAAAUUAACAGGUUCGCUAUGCUAUGCGC
Messenger RNA from Paraphaeosphaeria sporulosa, 734 nucleotides. Its product is annotated as protein translation factor SUI1. The coding region runs from base 20 to 373 and encodes 117 amino acids. Gene Ontology annotation, molecular function: RNA binding; ribosomal small subunit binding; translation initiation factor activity. Gene Ontology annotation, biological process: translational initiation. Lineage: Eukaryota; Fungi; Ascomycota; Dothideomycetes; Pleosporales; Didymosphaeriaceae. The record is from RefSeq and is a predicted model, not a curated record. The transcript is spliced from 2 exons. Gene Ontology annotation, cellular component: eukaryotic 43S preinitiation complex.